This is a messenger RNA of Rhinolophus ferrumequinum (greater horseshoe bat), 915 nucleotides long. RefSeq names its product olfactory receptor 5W2-like. The record is from RefSeq and is a predicted model, not a curated record. The annotation marks the transcript as partial. Lineage: Eukaryota; Metazoa; Chordata; Mammalia; Chiroptera; Rhinolophidae. The transcript has 2 exons. Gene Ontology annotation, biological process: sensory perception of smell; G protein-coupled receptor signaling pathway. Gene Ontology annotation, cellular component: membrane. Gene Ontology annotation, molecular function: odorant binding; G protein-coupled receptor activity; olfactory receptor activity.
AUGGCUGUUGAGAACUGCACUGGCUUCCCUGACUUCAUACUCCUAGGACUUUCUGACAGACAGGAUGUGCAGCGGGGGCUCUUUGUGCUCUUUCUGCUGGUUUACGGCAUCACUGUGAUCACCAAUCUAGGGAUGGUUUGGCUGAUCAAUAUGGACCCCAGGCUCCACACGCCCAUGUAUUAUUUCCUGAGCAAUCUGUCUUUCUGUGAUGUCUGCUACUCCUCCACUGUGUCUCCCAAGAUGCUGGCUGACUUCCUAUCUGAGCAAAAGAUGAUUCCAUAUAAUUUAUGUGCCAUCCAGAUGUUUCUUUUUGGUGCCUUUGCAGAUGUGGAGUGUCUCCUGUUGGCUGUCAUGGCCUAUGACCGUUAUGUAGCUAUUUGCAAUCCACUUCUUUAUACAGUGACCAUGUCCAGUAGCAUCUGUACCCAGCUAGUAGCCAUUGCCUACCUUGUGGGCUUGGUGGAUUCAGCAAUCCACACCUGCUGCACAUUUCGAUUGUUAUUCUGCAAUUCUAAUAUCAUCAAUCACUUUUUCUGUGACAUCCCACCCUUACUAGCCCUCUCGUCCUCAGAUACAUCCAUCAAUGAGAUAGUGAUGUUCACUUUUAUUGGCUGCGUUGUGGGGUUCAGUGUUAUCACUAUCUGCCUCUCCUACAGCUACAUCAUAACUGCCAUCCUUAGAAUGAACUCAGCAGAGGGGAGACGCAAAACUUUCUCUACCUGUGCCUCCCACUUAACUGCUGUGGCUAUAUUUCAUGGGACACUCCUGUUCAUGUAUUUUCGACCCAGCUCAAGUUAUUCCAUGGACACAGACAAAAUGGCCUCUGUUUUCUACACAGUUGUCAUCCCCAUGUUAAACCCACUGAUUUAUAGCUUAAGGAAUAAGGAUGUGAAAGAAACCAUCGACAAAAUAAAG